AUGGACUUUUGGAAUGAAUCAAAUGGACCCCCGCGGAAGAAAAUGCGAAAGGGGACGAAGAGCUGCACUGAAUGCCGACGUCGAAAAAUUCGCUGCACUUUCACCCCAGGUCGUCUAGCAGCAUGCAAUGAAUGUCGCCUGAGGGGUUCCAUAUGCAUCGAUCAAGAAAAUACCUCAGAUGACCCCACUUUUCCCACUGGCUCUGGACAGGGAGACCAGCGAUACAGCCUUCGGGAACGUGUUGCGCACCUAGAGAAUGUUGUGCAGGAUCUUGCAAAGAGGCUAGACCAACAGACUGCUGCUGUUCCUUCUGCUGAGGCACCCGGCACUGACCUGGAACAAUGUCUCGAGUCAGAUCAACUAGGUCCAUCUAGUGACCAAAUCCAGAGUGCCCCAGUAUUGCAAUUGUUCGACAACUAUCUUGUCAGCCGACGGGAGGACUCAUCAAGCAAUGAUCGAUUCACAGGAGCCAAAGAUAUGUCUCCAAAGGCACGAGCAGUACGUGCUGAACUUCUAUCAUUAUUUCCAUGUGAAGAAGAUAUCUACAAGAUUUUCACUGAAGGCUUCAAAUUAUGGUGUAUUUGGGACGAUGUGAAUCUUCCCGACUUGGGAAUCGAGUUCAAGCUUAGAGCGCAUCUCAGCCAAAAUACUAUUGCUCCUGCAGAGAUAGCCAAAGCACUUGUGUGCUUUUCCGUCAGUGUCAUCCAGUCGCCUCCAGAAUUUGACUUCGGAGCUCUCAGGAACCCUAUUGAUCCACAAGAAUUUGCAGCUCGCUGCACUGCGGCAGUGGAUCGCUUGGUUGUCCGUGAUGAUGACUUUGCGGCAACGCUUCCUGGCAUCGAAUGCCAAAUGUUGCUGUCCAAAUUUCAUUUGAAUGAAGGUCGACUGCGGAAAGCCUGGCUGGUGAACAGACGAGCUAUCGAAUUUGCACACCUUGCGGGAAUGCACCUAUCAACUCGGACACCGCGUCCAUCAGACGGUCUCUUUGAGAGACGACUGAAACUGUGGUGUGCGCUGACAACAACAGAUCGAUCCCUAAGUCUGAUUCUUGGUCUUCCCUAUGGGGUAUCAGAGGCAUUCUAUCUUCCUCAAAUAGAACGUCGACUGAAAUCGACGACUUCUCCUGCUGAGCCCUACCUGCUGCGCAUGGGCGUCAUUACUGGGCACAUGGUUGACCGUAAUCAGAACCCAGCGGAAAUGUGCCUAGAGACGACGCUGAAGCUUGAUCAAGAGCUUAUGGAUGCCUGGAAAGCCAUGCCGAAUAGCUUCUACGGCACAGAACCUGGCCCGAACGAGAGCCGGGAGCAUUUUUAUGAACGAGUCCCACUGCAGUUUAUGCCUAAAGUUCUGCGAGCCCUUCUUCAUCUCCCCUUCAUGCUGAAGUAUCCCUUCGAUCCGCGUUUUAGCUACUGUCACCAGAUAGCCAUCCAGUCUGCGCGGGAGGGGUUAGUGUUAUACAAAGUCCUUCGGUCCAUCACCAGGUCUUACCUUUGUAAGAUGAUUGACUUUCUGGCUUUUACCAUGGGGAUGCUCCUCAUUGUUCAUCUUCAUGGCCAAUCUGAGGAAUCUUCAGAGCCCAACAAAACCCGGGAUGAGCAAGAUUGGAAACUCGUUGGGGAGGUUGUCGGGAUUCUUCGCGAAGCUUCAUCUGAGUGCGGUGGCUCUGUGGCUGCAGAAUCUGCAAAUAUCCUCGGCGCAAUCUUCCACACUCGGUCCCAAAAGAGAAAUUGGACAUCUCUGGCGACAUGUAAAGUAACCGUACCAUAUUUUGGUACUAUCACUGUCGGGGCUGGGGCCAAGUUCUUGAGACCAAAAGACCAGGACCCAGGCAUCCCAAAUCCUCUGCCAUCUGCGACUGCAUCAUCUAAACCCAGUCCAAACCAGCUCUGUACUCCUCCUAUAUCAGACUCAGAUGGAGCUUCCACUUGUCACUCUAACACUAUGAACCCGAAUACCCCAAUACUUGGUGCGAACGGUGCUACCGGCUAUCCGCUCCAACCAUUGUCCCAAGGCGAUGAUCUCGUUCCAAAUACGUUCGCAGGCCUCGAAUCGAAUACGUUCACGGGACUUUUUGACGAUUUUGGACAAUUCACAUGGCCAAGUCCGGACGUGGACCUGGGGUUAGACCAUGGCUGGAAUCUAAACUGGUUUGAGUAG
Molecule: messenger RNA, 2157 nt
Organism: Penicillium macrosclerotiorum
Lineage: Eukaryota; Fungi; Ascomycota; Eurotiomycetes; Eurotiales; Aspergillaceae
Exons: 3
Coding region: 1-2157 (718 amino acids)
Biological process (GO): regulation of DNA-templated transcription
Molecular function (GO): DNA-binding transcription factor activity, RNA polymerase II-specific; zinc ion binding
Source: RefSeq, a predicted model, not a curated record